CCCGCACCCGCACCCGCGCGCCGUCCCUGUCUCUAUCUGUCUGUGUCCUGCUGCAGUGCCUCCGGCUCGCGUGGCAGCUUGGGGCCAGGUGCGUGUUGUGCACUUUUCUUCCGUCGUGCCCGCGCGCGCGCUGCCUCGCUCCUCUCCCCCCCUGCUGGCCUUGCCCUCACCACCUGCUGGGGAGCAGCACAGUAGUAGUACAUACAGAUACAGGUCACGACACGUGCGGCGCGGUCAUCCAUGGCGUCGUCCGCCUCCACGACGUCGGGCGGCGACGAGCGCCCGCGCGCGCCUCACGCCGACGCGUGCGCUGGGACGGCGCCGCCGCAGGCGCACGUGGAGUGGGCCGCCUCGAUGCAGGCCUACUACGCCGCCGGUGGGCAGCCUUACGCCUGGCACGCCGCGCAGCAGCACCUGAUGGCGGCGGCGGCGGCCGCGGCCGCCGCGGGGGCGCCGUGCGGGACGCCAGUGCCGUUCCCCGUGUCAUUCCACCCCGCGUACUACGCGACGCACGCGUCAAUGGCCACGAGUGUGCCCUACCCGACUCCCGAGCCGGUGGCGGUGGCGGAAGCGAAGAUCAAGAGGAAGAGCUCUGGCGCCCUCUCUGGCGGUUGCACUUCCGGAAGCAGUGCCGGUGGGAGCGAGGGCUCAUCAGAUAAAAGAGAUGCUACCCAUCAUAAGGUAUUACCUUCUGUAAGGAGGAGAAAGUCCAGCGGCGCCAAUGUACAAGGUGAGCCAUCGCAGGCUGCGACAGCUCAACAUGCUGCAGCUGAGUCACGAGUCACAGCAAAAAAGAGGCCCGCAACAGAACUCUCGGUUUCGACACCUGAGAUAGCUGGAACCUCCAAUGUCAUUGUCAGGCCGAACUUGAACAUUGGGAUGGACCUUUGGACUGAUUCUCCAGUUAAAGCAGAGACCUCUGGACAGGGUGAAAUAAAUGCUGCGACGCAUUCCCAUCAUGGCAGCACUUUGUCGAUGAUGGAUGAGCGAGAACUGAAAAGGGAGAGAAGAAAGCAAUCUAACAGAGAGUCAGCUAGGAGAUCAAGGCUACGCAAGCAGCAAGAAUGUGAGGAACUAGCGCAGAAGGUAACUGACCUGACCGUCGUCAACGGCACGCUCAGAUCAGAACUCGACGAGCUUAAGAAGGCCUGUGAAGACAUGGAAGCAGAGAAUUCACAGCUAAUUGGUGAACUGGAGCAGUCCGAGGCGCCUAGCGUUGUGACGACUCUGAGCAUCCAGAUUGACACAACGAAGGCGCAUCAUAGAAGCAGUGACCAGCAUGGUAAUAAAAACAACACUGGUAGCAAUGGGUAGUGGUAGUUUUGGAGUGUGGCAUCCGUGAGCUAGGCUUUUUACCUCUAGGUGAGGCAGAAAGAUGAGAUGAGGUGGUUAAUAUUUAGCUGCACCAUCGCCCAUCGUCAUCAGUCCUUGUUGUUCUCCUUGGAACAUCAUCUGUGCCUUCUCUUUACCUGCUCACAAGCAAUCUGAUACCAACAGAGUCUACGGCCUGUGUAUAUUAGCCAUGUAUGAUGUGUAUGCGAGAUGUGGGCGAACGAACUGCUUUGUAAUUAUCAGACUACCAGUUGUGGGCUUGUGCCUGCCUGUACAGCAAUGGUUGAAAACGAUUGACAGAAACUAGUUCAUUUGGUAGCAAUAAAGGUACCAUAUCAGUUAUAUUUU
Molecule: messenger RNA, 1680 nt
Organism: Zea mays
Lineage: Eukaryota; Viridiplantae; Streptophyta; Magnoliopsida; Poales; Poaceae
Product: DNA-binding protein EMBP-1
Exons: 9
Coding region: 241-1314 (357 amino acids)
Biological process (GO): regulation of DNA-templated transcription
Cellular component (GO): nucleus
Molecular function (GO): sequence-specific DNA binding; DNA-binding transcription factor activity
Source: RefSeq, a predicted model, not a curated record